AGAAAUGAACUAGAACAUGUAUCUCAAAAAUUUAUGUGGAGAAAAAAGAAAACAAAGGCAGAAUGAGAUAUACGCCACAGUAUUAUUUAUGUAAAUGGAAAAUACACAUAAACAAAGAAAGAAAGAAGUUUUUCAAGGAUUUAUACAUAAGUAAAUAAACAAAUGAAAAAUGGCAUGGCAGGACAUAUGCUUAAUGAUGGGUGGCCAUGAUGUAGGACCAUGAUGAAGUUUGGAGAAAUUAGAGGAAAACAAUAAGUAAAUAGUAAAUUUAAAGAAAAAAUUUUCUUUUAAUUUAAAUUUUACUCAUCAUUUUUUGACAUUAGCUAAGGAGCAUGAGCUUCUAAAUAAGUGCCUCUGAGGAAAAAACAAGCAACCACAACUGUUGACCUGGGUUCAUUAUUCCUCUGAUUGCUCUGCUGAUAUUUAACAAGCCUCUUUUACUGCCAAGGAAGUUCAGAGAUAAACCUUGAUAUGACGUAACAGAAAGUUUGCUUUGAUACAGAAAGAGAGAAAUAUAACCACCUGAUCUAAAACAGCUUCCCUUACCCUACCCUUGUCAGCCUCUAUCCCCUGACACUGUUUUGUUUUUUUCAUAAAAUAUAGAAAUUUCAUACAAUGUAGAUUACACACACAUACUUAUGCAUAUACGUGUGUGAUCUCCCCCAUUAGUAUACAAGACCCACAAAUCCAGACCUUUCUUGGCCUACUCACAGUCAUGUCCCCACUCCCAGAAGAGUGUUUUUCACAGAGUAGGUGGUCAAUAAAUAUUUGUUUUAAGAUUUAAUAUCAAACUGAUUCAGGAAGUUUCAAUUCUGUUUCUGAAAGAAAGUUCCCCUGCACAAGUACAUAUUAUCAACACAAGGUGUUUGUGAAAAGUUAGAGUUGGGAGGAGAGGGCAACAUCAAAGAUCAAGAGACUGGCAAGUUGUUCACAUGGUGGCUAAUCAUGAACCUAAGAAUGGAAAGUAGAGGUAGGAAGAAGCAUAGAUUUAUUGGCUUGUUUGUGAUUAAAUUUACAAAAGAGGUUUACAUUAAACUGUAGGAUCUUCUCUAUUCUAGCUAGUUCCAUGACCAUGGAAAGAGCCAACCAAACCAGCAGUGUCUCUGAGUUCAUCCUCCUAGGACUGUCCUCAAGGCCUGAGGACCAGAAGCCACUCUUUGUCCUCUUCCUCACCAUGUACCUUGUCACUAUAACAGGGAACCUGCUCAUUAUUCUGGCCAUCCACUCUGAUCCCCAGCUCCAGACACCCAUGUAUUUCUUCUUGAGUUUCCUGUCUUUUACUGACAUUUGCUUCACAACAACCAUUGUUCCCAAGAUGCUGGUGAACUUCUUGUCCAUGAAGAAGACCAUCUCCUACGCUGGAUGUCUGACACAGAUGUACUUUUUCUAUGUCUUCGGCAAUACCGACAGUUGCCUUCUGGCAGCCAUGGCCAUUGACCGCUAUGUAGCCAUCUAUGACCCCUUUCACUAUGUCACCAUCAUGAGCCACCAUCGCUGCUACCUGCUGCUGGCCUUCUCCUGCUCAUUUCCUCACCUUCACUCUCUCCUGCAUACACUUCUGCUGAGUCUUCUCACCUUCUGUGACUCCAAUGUUAUCCAACACUUCCUCUGUGACAUCAACCCUCUCCUGAAAUUGUCUUGCUCUUCCACAUUUGUCAAUGACAUCACAAUAAAGACAGAAGGAGUAAUUGUUUUUGUGACUCCCUUCCUAUGCAUUUCCUUCUCUUAUGUAAGAAUCCUCAUUGCAGUUCUCAAAAUUCCCUCAGCUGUUGGAAAACGCAAAGCCCUCUCCACCUGUAGUUCUCACUUCGCCGUGGUAACCCUCUUUUAUGGAAGCAUCUAUUAUGUUUACUUACAGCCCUUGUCUAGCUACACUGUCAGGGACCGAGUGGCAACAAUUGGCUACACCAUUUUGUCCUCCAUGCUAAACCCUUUUAUCUACAGCCUGAGGAACAAAGACAUGAAGAGGGGCCUGGGGAAGCUAAUGUGCAGGAGGAAAUCCUAG
Loxodonta africana (African savanna elephant) is the source of this 2005-nucleotide messenger RNA. Its product is annotated as olfactory receptor 1L8-like. Gene Ontology annotation, molecular function: G protein-coupled receptor activity; olfactory receptor activity. Gene Ontology annotation, biological process: G protein-coupled receptor signaling pathway. Gene Ontology annotation, cellular component: plasma membrane. The coding region runs from base 1067 to 2005 and encodes 312 amino acids. Lineage: Eukaryota; Metazoa; Chordata; Mammalia; Proboscidea; Elephantidae. The record is from RefSeq and is a predicted model, not a curated record. The transcript has a single exon.